Messenger RNA from Didymodactylos carnosus, 2784 nucleotides. The record is from the annotation of a GenBank genome assembly. NCBI's taxonomy places the organism in Eukaryota, Metazoa, Rotifera, Eurotatoria, Philodinida, Philodinidae.
UUUAUUUAAGAUCCUAAAACGUUACGAGUUUUAGGUUCUGAAAACGGUCCGUUUACGGCACGUUAACUUACCGUUAACGACCAGUUAACGGGCCGUUAACGGUGCCGUUUUCUUGGACCUGGGUAUGACAAUAAUAAUCGACUAGGUUUAAUUAUUGAUCGCUUAAAAUGGCACUAAUCCUAACGUACUAUAUCACUGAAAUCGAUAAACGAUUACACUUCUGACGUAUGAAACAAAAAUUUUUCCUUACUGAAGUAUAUUUCAUUGUGAAAGAAACCAUAGAUAAUAAUUUUUUGAGAUUGACUGUGCGAUAUUUAAGUUAUUUUGAUAAAAUUCUACUUUUUGUCUUUUUCUUAACUUAUGUAAGUCUUACUUCACGUUUUAUUUUCAAACUAAGCAUCUUUUCUGUUUUAUUUUAAAAUGUACUACUUUUGUUAUUGGCUUCUAAUAUUAUAACCAAGCUUUUUAGUUUUUUUGUCGGAGCACUCUCCUACAUUUACACACUUUUCUAAUAAGAAUAAACAAAACUUAUCAACGUAUGAUCUUAUUCUAUUUUACAAGCGAAACGGAAAAUAUUUCAUGAAAUGUAUCUCGAUAUGCAAAAAAACAUGUGUACGUUAAUUUUCUUUUUGCUUUCAAAAGACCUUAUCAUACAUAUCUCCAGUCUCAUUGCCACAUUUAAUGUUUUUUUUGUUUGUCGAUAAUGAAAACUUGACGCUUGUCUUUGUAUGAAAUUAAAUAGGAAAUUUCUUAGACGAGUUUAACUUUUUCAAACUGACCGGUGUCAACCGGUUUGUUGCCGUUUUUAGAAUGUUUAGCAUUUUUCUCGUCUUCAUUCAACAGAAACUUGAUAAAACAACUAAGAGAAAUAAGGAAAAGCUAGUGAGGAUCACUUUUUCCUUAAGUAUAUUUAGUUUUACUGAUAAAAGUUCUCAAUCGAUCAGUUUUUUUGCAAGUUUCUACCAUACCAGUUUCAUCGGUAUAGUAAAUUUUUGGAAACCGGACGGCAUUUUGGCUCAACUCAUUGAUACACAUGACAAUCACUUAGUCAGCAAUCUGCUGUAACCUUCUUUUCUAUUAAUUAUUGUUAGAAAUUCAUUAUCUUUAAGAAUAACGUUACCAUUCAAAACAGAUAUGGAGUUAUCAGUUCCAGUUUCAUGUGUGAAUUUUAUAUUAGGAUCAAAAGAAUUUAAAACAUUUAAAUUUUAUAUACUGAUGAAUUUUGUUCCAGUAAUACAAAAGUGCCAUCAACGUAUCUGAGAUAAGGUUGAAGACCUUCCGCUUGAAGAAAAAUCAAAAAUACUGGGAAGGUCUCAAAAGCACGAAAAUUUUUCGUUUUAAGAAAAAGGCUUGUGGUUUUUUUCUGAAGUAGCAUGGAGACUUGAGCUUACUAUAUUUGGAUUCCUUAUUCAAAACUGCAUCUAGCCAAGGUAACCCCGAGUCUGCAAACGACAAAGUGGAAUUUUGGCAAGACCAAGUCAGGAACCAAGAGCCUUCGUUCAAAAACUCUACUAGUUUUUUGUGUGGAGGGCUAGACAUUUGAUUCACACAUCGUUAGAUAGGUCAGGUAACCAGCUUUAACAAUAUGUAGAGCUGUUUUUCAAAUUUUGUUUCGUUGUCGAGAAAAUUCAUUUUUUUUAAAUCAGAGAGGAAUCCGUAAUUCUCAAUUUUCUCGAUCAAAACUCAACUUUUGAACAACAGAAAUAUCAUAUUCGGAAUCAGGAUCAAAAACUGAAUCGACUGAUUUGUAUUUCGAAAUUUCUGUUUGAUUUUUAGUUCUGGGUGAUAAUUUUUCAACGUGAAAAUUCGAAAAAAAUUGAAAUAGUCGGAUAGGCUAGAAAUACAUAUCAAUCGAUUCAUUUUUUAAUCCUGAUUCCGAAUAUGAUGUUUUUGUUGUUCAAAAGUUGAGUUUUGAUUGAGAAAAUUGAGAAUUACGGAUUCGUCUCUGAUUUAGAAAAAAUGAAUUUUCUCAUACUAAAUAUAGUCGAAUUGACUAAGACGAAAGUUCAAUAAAACGGUUUUUCAGAUCUUCCAUAAACAAGUGGUCAGACCAACGAUUUCACUAUCCAUGAACGGAUUUUCUCUUGAGUAAGUAAAGUGGUUUAAUCAGUUGGGGUUCAUAUGAACCGAGAAACGGUCUCUGCGGCUAAGCAUACCUUGCUAAAAAAAAGCGGCUUGAACGUUGUUAUGACUUGGACCUCUGCAUCUCCCUAAAUUCUCGACGAUGUUUUCUACUGGGAUAAUUUUAAAACCACUAAAGAACAGAACCUAGGUCACUUCUUUUCUUUGAGAAGAGUCAAGAUGCUCUUAAAUAGACAUGAAUCGGUGCUAACAUUAUGGAUAACUUUUGUGGAUGAGAUAAACAACCACGAUUUGAUAAUACUUAUGUGGCAUUGUAACAAGCAAAUAACGGGAAAAUUAAGCUUUUCUUUUCGUUUUUCUCAUUGCAAGACAUUGAACGAAAAACUACUAGUUUUUGGAAGGAAAACGAUCAAAAAAAGACAAGAUUAAAUUCGUACGUAUCUGACUAAAGUAAAAACUUUAAUGUGAUUUUUUUCGCAACUUCUAGGUGGUGAAAGUAAAUCAUCAAAAAUUGUUAUUUCACGACAACUAGGCGGCAGUGGAAAAUCUCGCCUACAUUUUAUCAAAUUUAAUAGUCGUAAAGAAGCUAAAGCAGCUGCAAGACGUGCAGGUUAUGGUGUGCUUGUGCAUCAUGCUAAAAAUAAGGAAAAAGGAGAGCAACCGCAUUUCCAUCCAACAAAUGGAACGCAUUAUGAAUAUUGA